Molecule: messenger RNA, 625 nt
Organism: Saitoella complicata NRRL Y-17804
Lineage: Eukaryota; Fungi; Ascomycota; Saitoellomycetes; Saitoellales; Saitoellaceae
Product: V-type ATPase
Exons: 3
Coding region: 131-625 (164 amino acids)
Biological process (GO): proton transmembrane transport
Cellular component (GO): proton-transporting V-type ATPase, V0 domain
Molecular function (GO): proton-transporting ATPase activity, rotational mechanism
Source: RefSeq, a predicted model, not a curated record
ACGCAGCCAUCCUACUCCGCCUCAACAACCCUUUCCAAGCAAGCACCUGUUUACGCAAGUCUUGCUCUCAUAGACGACGAAAGUGUCGCAGUUUACCUUCUCACAACCUCUUACGUCCAGCUUCAACAUCAUGUCUGUUGCGCCUACUGAUCUUUGCCCCGUCUACGCACCCUUCUUCGGUGCUAUGGGCUGCACGGCUGCUAUCGUCUUCAGCUGCUUCGGUGCUGCCUACGGUACCGCCAAGUCUGGUGUCGGUAUCUCCGCCAUGGGUGUCCUCCGCCCCGACUUGGUCAUGAAGUCCAUUGUCCCCGUCGUCAUGGCUGGUAUCAUUGCCAUCUACGGUCUCGUCGUGUCUGUCCUCGUCUCCGACGGUUUGAAGCAGCAACAGGCUCUCUACACUGGUUUCAUUCAGCUCGGUGCCGGUCUCUCUGUCGGUCUUGCUGGUCUUGCCGCUGGUUUCGCAAUUGGUAUCGUUGGUGAUGCUGGUGUUCGGGGUACUGCUCAGCAGCCCAGGUUGUUUGUCGGUAUGAUUUUGAUUCUCAUUUUCGCUGAAGUUUUGGGUCUGUACGGUCUCAUUGUUGCCCUGUUGUUGAACACGAAGGCGACCAACGACGUUGUGUGCUGA